Messenger RNA from Emiliania huxleyi CCMP1516, 1124 nucleotides. RefSeq lists its product as hypothetical. Lineage: Eukaryota; Haptophyta; Isochrysidales; Noelaerhabdaceae. Bases 423 to 596 code for a protein of 57 amino acids. The record is from RefSeq and is a predicted model, not a curated record. The transcript is spliced from 4 exons.
CCUGAGCUCAGAGAGCCGCCCUCUGCGCGCGGGGCCUGGCGCACGCGAUCCGGGCCAUGCCGUUUAGCCGCCCCUUUGCCUGCCAGACGACCAGCGCCCGCUGCCAGCGCAGCUGGUGUGGUGUCUUGAUUUGGGCCGCGUGCGGCGAGGCGGCUCGCGCCGCCCGACAAAGCUAAACCUGCCUGCCACACCGGCUUCUCUCGCCUCUCCAAGGGCGGCACCGCGUAGCACUGACUCACACACGCCCCUCCUCCGCGCGCGGGCGCGCGGCGCAGCCGCAGGCCGCUGCGGCGGUUCUGCUCCGCCCUUGCGCCGCGGCCUCAUCGCCGCUGCCGCCGCCGACUCGGACAGAGGCACCACCGGCCAAAAAUACGUGCCAUCCAGGCCGUCGCGGCGGCGCCCCGAGUAGGUUCGGGUACGGGAUGCUCACAACCCGCGCGAUGGAGCGCGGGUCGGCCUUCAAAGGCGUCCGUAGGUGGCGGAGGACCGCGCUACUUUCGCCGAUCAUGCCGGUCGCGUCCAGGGUAUCGGCGCGCGUGCGGGCUGCUCACACGCCGCGCGAGGGCGCGCGGCUCGGUCGUGAAAGGCGUCGGUAGGCAGCGGAGGUCCGCGCUACUUUCGCCGAUCAUGCCGGUCGCGUCCAAGACGCGCGUGCCUGCGGCUCACACGCCGCGCGAGGGCGCGCGGCUCGGCCGUGGAAGGCGUCGGUAGGCAGCGGAGGACCGCGCUACUUUCGCCGAUCAUGCCGGUCGCGUCCAAGGCGCGCGUGCCUGCGGCUCACAACCCGCGCGAGAGCGCGCGGCUCGGCCUUCGAAGGCGUUGGGAGGCAGCGGCCGAGCCCGCCUUCACCGUGACGCCGUUCAAGUGCCUAAGGCGGUAGGCGGAUCACCGCACUUCUCCCCGGCGAGAUGAGGCCCUCCGCGCUAGAGGAGAGGCGGAUCAGACUACGAGGAGCGGCGGAGGCCAUCAAGCUUGUCUCGAGUAGCCCUCGCGCGCGCGCAAUCGCGUGGCGGCGGUAGACCGAUUUUCGCCACCGAGACGAACACCGACUCAAAGGGUAGCCGUGACAACUUCGUGUGUAUAGCGGCUGAUACGCUUGUUCAUACCAAUUCUUUGCACCUGCC